AUGAGCUGUGUGAUUCUCGCCGUUGGGGUUUAUUUGACACGCGCGCUCCGCGGCGGUAAUGAGCGGAGCCAGGCGGCUUCUCCGCUUGACAAUGCGUUUCCGCAGACCCCUGCGCGCGUCGGAGAGAGGGGGCUGCCUGCCAGGGUGAUGUGCCCGCGGCUCCCAAUGCGCGUGGCGCGCGAGUGCGGGGACUCCCUAUGGGCUGUGUCUGCGCGGAUCUCUAACUAUGGGUCGCGUGUGCGGGUGAGUGGGUCUGAAUGGAGGGUACACCCAGGUCGUGUGACACUCGGGCCCUUCCGGGUGGCCCAGGCCGCAUGGUGGGGAGCGGGGCCGAGCCCGCUGAUCCAGCUCACGCUCCCUCCCCCCGCAGGACCGGCCAAGGAGUGCGAAAAGGAUCAAUUCCAGUGCCGGAACGAGCGCUGCAUCCCCUCUGUGUGGAGAUGCGACGAGGACGAUGACUGCUUAGACCACAGCGACGAGGACGACUGCCCCAAGAAGACCUGUGCGGACAGUGACUUCACCUGUGACAACGGCCACUGCAUCCACGAGCGGUGGAAGUGUGAUGGCGAGGAGGAGUGUCCUGACGGCUCCGAUGAGUCCGAGGCCACUUGCACCAAGCAGGUGUGCCCUGCAGAGAAGCUGAGCUGUGGACCCACCAGCCACAAGUGUGUACCUGCCUCAUGGCGCUGCGACGGGGAGAAGGACUGCGAGGGUGGAGCGGAUGAGGCCGGCUGUGUUACCUUGUGCGCCCCGCACGAGUUCCAGUGCGGCAACCGCUCGUGCCUGGCCGCCGUGUUCGUGUGCGACGGCGACGACGACUGCGGUGACGGCAGCGAUGAGCGCGGCUGUGCAGACCCGGCCUGCGGGCCCCGCGAGUUCCGCUGCGGCCGCGAUGGCGGUGGCGCCUGCAUCCCGGAGCGCUGGGUCUGCGACCGCCAGUUUGACUGCGAGGACCGCUCGGACGAGGCAGCCGAGCUCUGCGGCCGCCCGGGCCCCGGGGCCACGUCCGCGCCCGCCGCCUGCGCCACCGCCGCCCAGUUCGCCUGCCGCAGCGGCGAGUGCGUGCACCUGGGCUGGCGCUGCGACGGCGACCGCGACUGCAAAGACAAAUCCGACGAGGCCGACUGCCCACUGGGCACCUGCCAUGAGAACGAGUUCCAGUGUGGGGAUGGGACAUGUGUCCUUGCAAUCAAGCGCUGCAACCAGGAGCAGGACUGUCCGGAUGGGAGUGAUGAAGCUGGCUGCCUACAGGGGCUAAACGAGUGUCUGCACAACAAUGGCGGCUGCUCACACAUCUGCACUGACCUCAAGAUUGGCUUUGAAUGCACGUGCCCAGCAGGCUUCCAGCUCCUGGACCAGAAGACCUGUGGCGACAUUGAUGAAUGCAAGGACCCAGAUGCCUGCAGCCAGAUCUGUGUCAAUUACAAGGGCUAUUUUAAGUGCGAGUGCUACCCUGGCUAUGAGAUGGACCUGCUGACCAAGAACUGCAAGGCUGCUGCUGGCAAGAGCCCAUCCCUAAUCUUCACCAACCGGCAUGAGGUGCGGAGGAUCGACCUGGUGAAGCGGAACUAUUCACGCCUCAUCCCCAUGCUCAAGAAUGUCGUGGCACUAGAUGUGGAAGUUGCCACCAAUCGCAUCUACUGGUGUGACCUCUCCUACCGUAAGAUCUAUAGGAGUGCCAAUGACCAGGGGCUGGACCUUGUGUUGCACCUGCCACAUCCUGUCCCUCACAUCAUAGAGUUACACCCAGCCCAACCCCAAUCCAUUGUGGAUCUGUCAGGGUUCAUGUAUUGGUCUGACUGGGGGAACCAGGCCAAGAUUGAGAAAUCUGGGCUCAACGGUGUGGACCGGCAAACACUAGUGUCAGACAAUAUUGAAUGGCCCAACGGAAUCACCCUGGAUCUGCUGAGCCAACGCUUGUACUGGGUAGACUCCAAGCUACACCAACUGUCCAGCAUUGAUUUCAGUGGAGGCAACAGAAAGAUGCUGAUCUCCUCCACUGACUUCCUGAGCCACCCUUUUGGGAUAGCCGUGUUUGAGGACAAGGUGUUCUGGACAGACCUGGAGAACGAGGCCAUUUUCAGUGCAAAUCGGCUCAAUGGCCUGGAAAUCUCCAUCCUGGCUGAGAACCUCAAUAACCCACAUGACAUUGUCAUCUUCCAUGAGCUGAAGCAGCCAAGAGCUGCAGAUGCCUGUAAGCUGAGUGUCCAGCCUAAUGGAGGCUGUGAGUACCUGUGCCUUCCUGCUCCUCAGAUCUCCAGCCACUCUCCCAAGUACACGUGUGCCUGUCCUGACACAAUGUGGCUGGGUCCAGACAUGAAGAGGUGCUACCGAGCACCUCAAUCUACCUCAACUACGACGCUACCCUCUACCACGAGGACAGGACCUGCCACCACAAGAGCCCCUGGGACCACCGUCCACAGAUCCACCGACCAGAACCACAGCACAGAGACACCAAACCUGGCAGCUGCAGUCCCAAGCUCAGUUAGUGUCCCCAGGGCUCCCAGCAUCAGCCUGUCUACCCUAAGUCCUGCAACCAGCAACCACUCCCAGCACUAUGGGAAUGAAGACAGUAAGAUGGGCUCCACAGUCACUGCCGCUGUUAUUGGGAUCAUUGUGCCCAUAGUGGUGAUAGCCCUGCUGUGCAUGAGUGGAUACCUGAUCUGGAGAAACUGGAAGCGGAAGAACACCAAAAGCAUGAAUUUUGACAACCCAGUCUACAGGAAAACAACAGAAGAAGAAGAUGAAGAUGAGCUCCAUAUAGGGAGGACUGCUCAGAUUGGCCAUGUCUAUCCUGCAGCAAUCAGCAGCUUUGAUCGCCCACUGUGGGCAGAGCCCUGUCUUGGGGAGACCAGAGAACUGGAAGACCCAGCCCCUGCCCUCAAGGAGCUUUUUGUCUUGCCGGGGGAACCAAGGUCACAGCUGCACCAACUCCCGAAGAACCCUCUUUCCGAGCUGCCUGUCGUCAAGUCCAAGCGAGUGGCAUUAAGCCUUGAAGAUGAUGGACUACCCUGAGGAUGGGAUCACCCACUUCGUGCCUCAUGGAAUUCAGUCCCACCCACUACACUCUGGAUGGUGUAUGACUGGAUGAAUGGGUUUCUAUAUAUGGGUCUGUGUGAGUGUAUGUGUGUGUGUGAUUUUUUUUUAAAUUUAUGUUGCGGAAAGGUAACCACAAAGUUAUGAUGAACUGCAAACAUCCAAAGGAUGUGAGAGUUUUUCUAUGUAUAAUGUUUUAUACACUUUUUAACUGGUUGCACUACCCAUGAGGAAUUCGUGGAAUGGCUACUGCUGACUAACAUGAUGCACAUAACCAAAUGGGGGCCAAUGGCACAGUACCUUACUCAUCAUUUAAAAAAUAUAUUUACAGAAGAUGUUUGGUUGCUGGGGGGACUUUUUUAGGUUUUGGGGGGUUUGUUUUUUGUAAAUAAGAUGAUUAUGCUUUGUGGCUAUCCAUCAACAUAAGUAAAAAAAAAAAAAAAAAAAAAACUUCAACUCCCUCCCCCAUUUAGAUUAUUUAUUAACAUAUUUUAAAAAUCAGAUGAGUUCUAUAAAUAAUUUAGAGAAGCGAGAGUAUUUAUUUUUGGCAUGUUUGGCCCACCACGCAGACUCUGUGUGUGUAUAUGUGUGUGUUUAUAUGUGUAUGUGUGUGACAGAAAAAUCUGUAGAGAAGAGGCACAUCUAUGGCUACUGUUCAAAUACAUAAAGAUAAAUUUAUUUUAACACAGUCCACAAGGGGUAUAUCUUGUAGUUUUCAGAAAAGCCUUUGGAAAUCUGGCUCAGAAAACAGAUACCAUGGUUUGUGCAAUUACGUAGUAAAAAAGGCAAUCUUUUCACCUCUGGCCAUUCCUGCGACCCCAGGAAGUCAGGAAAAGCCUUUCAGCUCACACAUGGCUGCUGUGACUCCUACUGGGGCUUUCUUGGCUUUGGCAAAGGUCAGUGUAGAGACAUUCCAUGGUACCAGAGUGCUCAGAAACUCAAGAUAGAAUAUGCCUCACCCUCAGCUACUCCUUGUUUUAAAGUUCAGCUCUUUGAGUAACUUCUUCAAUUUCUUUCAGGACACUUGGGUUGAAUUCAGUAAGUUUCCUCUGAAGCACCCUGAAGGGUGCCAUCCUUACAGAGCUAAGUGGAGACAUUUCCAGAACAGCCCAAGUUUACUAUAGAGACUGGCCCAGGCUCUGAACAUCUGGGACAUGCUGUGGUUGAGAAUAAAGAUGGUGGAAUAGGUUUUAUUACACCUCUUAUUUCUCUUUUCACCUUACUCUCUACCAUUUCCUUUAUGUGGGGAAACAUUUUAAAGUAAUAAAUAGGUUACUUACCAUCAUAUGUUCAUAUAGAUGAAACUAAUUUUUGGCUUAAGUCAGAACAACUGGCCAAAACUGAAGUCAUAUUUGAGGGGGGAAAUGGCAUACACAAUAUUAUAGUAUAUUGGAUAUUUAUGUUCACACAGGAAUUUGGUUUACUGCUUUGUAAAUAAAAGGAAAAACUCUGGGUAUAUGUA
Molecule: messenger RNA, 4498 nt
Organism: Mandrillus leucophaeus (drill)
Lineage: Eukaryota; Metazoa; Chordata; Mammalia; Primates; Cercopithecidae
Gene: LRP8
Product: low density lipoprotein receptor-related protein 8, apolipoprotein e receptor
Exons: 20
Coding region: 1-3015 (1004 amino acids)
Molecular function (GO): calcium ion binding; protein binding
Source: RefSeq, a predicted model, not a curated record